UUCAUACUUCGACAUAUCUUUUUCCUGUGCAGCUCGAGGGACCAAAAAAAAAAAAAAAAGAAAGGGAAAUAUCAUGGAAAACCCUCAAAAGGCGAAAGAAGAUGAAGAAAAAGGAGGAUCGGUUCGCUACCGAGGAGUGAGGCGACGGCCGUGGGGGAAGUUUGCAGCCGAGAUUCGAGAUUCGUCGAGGCAUGGAGCUCGUCUGUGGCUCGGGACGUUCGAUUCCGCGGAAGAAGCUGCUAGGGCUUACGACCGUGCCGCAAUACGGUUGAGGGGUAACCAAGCUGUUAUCAACUUUCCCAGCGAGGACUACACUCGUGGGGCGGAAUCUACACAUCCUCCGGAGCAAACGCCGUCUUCGUCUGUGGAUUACGGGGAGAGUUCUCUUCGAGAGAGAAGUGUUUCCAGUGAGAAAGCAAAAGAAGUUUUCGAGUUCGAGUGCUUGGAUGAUAAGGUUCUUGAGGAUCUCCUUGAACAAGAAGAGGGGAAAAACAAGUGAAUGGGUAAAGUUUUAAGUACUCUCCCUCUCUCUCUCC
Molecule: messenger RNA, 536 nt
Organism: Rhodamnia argentea
Lineage: Eukaryota; Viridiplantae; Streptophyta; Magnoliopsida; Myrtales; Myrtaceae
Product: ethylene-responsive transcription factor ERF098-like
Exons: 1
Coding region: 74-499 (141 amino acids)
Biological process (GO): regulation of DNA-templated transcription; ethylene-activated signaling pathway
Molecular function (GO): DNA binding; DNA-binding transcription factor activity
Source: RefSeq, a predicted model, not a curated record